AUGGAGCUGGCCCUACCUGCCUUCCUAUUUACCCUGUUUCCUGGAGCCCUGCUGGGGAGCGAGAACCCCAGAACCGACUCCUACAGCUUGUCCCCUACAGCAGGCAGCCCUAGCGCUCCCCUGGAUUCCGUGUGUGGACGUCCCAGCGCUUCAGGCCGCAUUGUGUCUGGGCAGGAUGCCCAGCCAGGCGAGUGGCCUUGGCAGGUCAGCGUGAGGGAGAAUGGGGAGCACGUGUGUGGGGGCUCCCUGAUUGCUGAGGACUGGGUGUUGACGGCUGCCCACUGCUUCAGCCAGAUGCAGCCCCUGUCUGCCUACACAGUAAUGCUGGGUACCAUCUCCUCCUACCCUGCGGCCAAUGAGCCCAAGGAACUGAGAGCUGUGGCACAGUGCGUCAAGCCCUUGAGCUAUUCAGAAGAUGAGCACAGCAGUGGAGACAUCGCCCUGGUGCAGCUGGCUUCAUCUGUCUCUUUCAAUGAGUACAUCCUUCCAGUCUGCCUCCCGAAAUCCGGAGACUCCCUGCGCCCUGGCACCCAGUGUUGGGUCACGGGCUGGGGGAACACCGCCACAAAUACACCUCUCCAACCACCAUUCACCCUGCAGGAGUUGGAGGUGCCUCUUAUUGAUGCCCAAACCUGCAAUGCCUACUACCAGGAGAACUCCAUUUCCAGCACGGAGCCUGUCAUCUUGGAAGAUAUGCUGUGUGCUGGCUUCGUGGAAGGCGGGAAGGAUGCCUGUAAUGGUGAUUCCGGAGGUCCCCUGGUCUGUGGCAUUGAUGGUGUCUGGAUCCAGGCAGGGGUGGUGAGUUGGGGAACUGAUUGUGCCCUUCCCAAGAGACCAGGUGUUUACACCAACGUCAGCGUCUAUACCUCAUGGAUUACGAACACAAUGUGGAACUCAGCCCAAGAAGUGAAGAGUUUCUCUCCGAGCCUUUCAGGGACCUCAGUCUCUGGCCUCUUGCUGUUCCUGGCAUCCCUGGCUAGCACCUUAUGCUUCCUGGGGCCCUAA
This is a messenger RNA of Chionomys nivalis (European snow vole), 1005 nucleotides long. RefSeq names its product serine protease 33-like. Lineage: Eukaryota; Metazoa; Chordata; Mammalia; Rodentia; Cricetidae. The transcript is spliced from 5 exons. The record is from RefSeq and is a predicted model, not a curated record. Gene Ontology annotation, molecular function: serine-type endopeptidase activity. Gene Ontology annotation, biological process: proteolysis. The coding region runs from base 1 to 1005 and encodes 334 amino acids.